Molecule: messenger RNA, 2829 nt
Organism: Camellia sinensis
Lineage: Eukaryota; Viridiplantae; Streptophyta; Magnoliopsida; Ericales; Theaceae
Product: putative glutathione S-transferase
Biological process (GO): glutathione metabolic process
Cellular component (GO): cytoplasm
Molecular function (GO): glutathione transferase activity
Source: RefSeq, a predicted model, not a curated record
UAUAAUCUUGGUAGUCAAGAAACUAUAAGAAGCCAUCAAGUCCAGGAAGAAAAAAACCAACCCCAAAGUUGUAAUUUCAAGAGUUUGGGCAAGCCUAUGAGUUGCAGAGUUAAGACUGCACUAAAACUGAAGGGUAUAGAACACGAAUUCAUUGAAGAAGAUCUUGCCAACAAGAGUCCUUUACUUGUUAAGUACAACCCUGUUCACAAGAAGAUUCAUUUGCCCUUGCACAAUGGAAAACCAAUUUGUGAGUCGCUUGUCAUUCUUGAGUGCAUUGACGAGACCUGGAAAGGCACUCCCAUCUUACCUAAAGAUCCUCGUGAGAUAGCCAUGGCACGUUUCUGGGCCAACUUCAUAGAUGAGAAGUGCUUUCCUGCAAUAUUGAAGGCUUUGUCAAGCAAAGACGAUGAACAAGAGAAGGCCAUGGAAGAAGCAAGUGAGGACCUGAAAACACUAGAAGCCCAACUCAACGAUAAAAAGUUAUUUUGGAGAGACUAUCAGUCUAGUAGACAUCGUGACAAACUUGAUCGGGAAUUUUCCUUCUGUGAUCCAUCAAACAGUUAUUGACUUCUUAGUUGUUAGUAUCUUAGUUGGAAUAGAUGCGAAAAUCAGGUGCUCCGGUGUGAAAAUAUUCAAGAUGUUGCAAAUCUCAUGAAUUUCUAAUAUGGCCUCCAUAAGAAGAGGAAUUGAAACCAACAAUAGCUAAUCGUCAUUUAGCACGAAAAAUCAUUGACAGUGAGAUAUGGGUUGAUUGUAAACUUGCAACCAUGGUCGAUCCAAUCUAGUCCACAUGAAAACUGAAAUGUUGAAAUUCAGUACUCCCACAACAGACACAGGAAAUUCAGUCAUUUCUGAACACUGAAAUCAUUACUUUUCUUCUCUCUUUUAAGGCUAAGUCUUUUUUGUUUUCAUUUUUGGAGUGCAUCUUCUGCAGAAAUACACACUCCUAGAAUCUUGGCAAAUGAGAAAAUCUGAGAUGUUCAGGUCUGAUUUCGUUUGUACAAAACGUAAUCAGACAUAGAUGUUCUCAUGUACUUCAUUGUAUACUAGAGGCAAGGUCAGUGUUACCUAGGCUAGUGCUGUCCCACGGGCACGAAUAGCAUCCUCUAGUCUAUACUGCAGGGAUCUAGAUCCUUCUAUUACAGAAACUCUGCACUGCACCAAUAAUUUCAUGGGACUCAUGCUGCAUUGAAAAACUCCACUCAAAACUAAGUAAAAUAACAUUUACUUAAUCAAUAUUGAGCAGUUAUAUAAUUCACUGUUCUUGAAUUUCAUUGUUGGCUGUAAAUGGAUCGGGUUUGGAAUGGGUUUCGUAGAAUCUGAUCGGAUUAUUUGUUAAUCGGAAUCGGAGUCCAAAUUAUCUAAAUCCAAUAUUGAGAGCCCGUUUGGAAACUUGGCUUUUUUUAGCAACUUUUUGACUUUUUUAUGAGAUGAAAAAAGUUAAUGUUUUUGGCAUAGUUUUUGUAGGUGAAUUGAUGGAUGUUGUGAGGGUAAAAGUGAUUGAUUGAUGUUUAAAAUGUGACAUUUCAGCUUGUUUAGCUUUUUGAUUUUUUUUUUAUGAGAUGAAAAAUGUUAGUGUGUUUGGGAUAGUUUUUAUAGCUGAAUCGAUGGAUGUUGUGAGGAAAAAAGUGUUGAUUGAUGUUUAAAGUGUGACAUUUUAACACGUUUGACUUUCUGACUUUUUUCCCCCAAAGUUGGUAUUAAUUAACAGUAAUCAUUGAACAAUUCUCCUGUAUUUCAUUGACAAUCGAGAAUUCAUGAGGUAUUGGAUUACCUCAUUGAAUCUCAUUCCAGUUGCGUGUUGAAAAAACAUGGGAAUGUUCACAUGAAAAUCAUUUGACCAAAGUAAUUAUUUUUUAAUACCCACCAACUGAAUAUUUGAUUAAGUACAUGCAUCUAACCUUGAUGAUGACCAACAAACUCGUGGUAUGACUCAUCUAUAAGAAGCCACCAAGUCGAUGAAUAAAAAACCAACCUCAAACUUGUAAUUUCUUAAAGAGUAACAAAAGAGCAAAGAAUUGUUAAAAUGGCUGAACAAGUGAAGUUGUUGGGACAUUGGGCAAGUCCUUUAAAUUGCAGAGUUGAGAUUGCCCUGAAAUGGAAGGGCAUCGAAUACGAAUUCAUCCAAGAAGAUCUCCAAAACAAGAGUCCUCUUCUCCUCAAGUGCAACCCCAUUCACAAGAAGAUUCCAGUGCUCUUACACAAUGGAAAGCCCAUUUGCGAGUCGCUUGUCAUUCUUGAGUACAUUGACGAGACCUGGAAAGGCAAUCCCAUCUUUCCUGAAGAUCCUCAUGAGAGAGCCAUAGCACGUUUCUGGGCCAACUUCAUAGAUGAGAAGUGCUUGCCUGCAAUAAACAAGGCUUGUUUUACCAAAGACGAUAAGGGCAUUGAAGAAACAAUUGAGCUCUUGAAAACACUAGAAGCCCAACUGAAUGAUAAGAAGUUUUUUGGAGGAGACAGUGUUGGUCUAGUAGACAUUGUCGCAACCUUGAUCGGAUAUUGGCUUGAAGUGAUUCAGGAAGUAGUGGGAGUAGAGUUGUUGACAGAAGAGAAAUUUCCCAGACUCUACAAAUGGAUCGAAGACUAUGUUAAUUGCUGUGUCAUCAAAGAACAUCUGCCACCCAGAGAGAAACUACUCACCUCUGCCAAAACAUAUUUUCAACAAAAAUAAAAAGAUGCAGUUUCGAAUUGCAGACCGGUUUUCUUUUCUAUGUACUACUAGUUCUUGUGUUUUGUGUUGCAAAUUAAUUGAAGUACUUUAAAUUUCUAUGUAUAAGGAGCUAGUUAUCGCUCUUGUUUCAUUUCAAAUAAGAAGUGAUAUUUUUGUAU